Messenger RNA from Neoarthrinium moseri, 564 nucleotides. RefSeq lists its product as uncharacterized. The transcript is spliced from 4 exons. Lineage: Eukaryota; Fungi; Ascomycota; Sordariomycetes; Amphisphaeriales; Apiosporaceae. The record is from RefSeq and is a predicted model, not a curated record. The coding region runs from base 1 to 564 and encodes 187 amino acids.
AUGUUCUCCCACCAGGUCGCCGUCGUUGCCCUCUCGGCAUUGGCCCUCGUCUCCGCCGGCAACUCCACCUUCAGCAUCAACCCCAGCGCCGUCCCGCUCAGCACCAGAGCUGCCUGGUGCACGUCCGAGACCAACGUCUGUACUGCCGUCUGCAACAAUUCGCCCUCCGAGAUCAGCUGCGAUCCUGCCACUCUGGACUACGAGUGCUCUUGCAAUGACGGUACCACCCCCGACAUGAACGAGUACAAGGAGUCGUUGCCCUUCCACAUCUGCCAAGAAGCCUUCACCGAGUGCAUUACCCAGACCGUUGGCAAUGCCGCGGGCCAGCGUAACUGCACCACCAGCAUCUCCGACAAGUGCGGUACAAAGAAUGCCACCGACUCUUCCGCAUCUACUCCCUCCACCACCACUGCUGCUAGCUCCAGCGGAACUGCUACUGCCGCUUCCUCUAGCAAGGCGGCCACCUCCUCGACUUCCAAGGCCGGUGCCAUGCCCACCAACAUCCAGCACAUUGGCAAUGGCGCCGCAGCUGUGGCCGUUGGUCUCCUCGCCUACAUGUUGUAG